AUGACGGCGUCAAGUAGCAUCACGCUAGACAUGUUGCGUCCGCAUUUUGAAGAGCCACUGGCCAAGGUCGCUGCAAGAUUUGGCAUUUGUGUGACUUUGCUGAAAAAGAUCUGUCGACGGCAUGGCAUCGCCCGCUGGCCACACCGCCAGAUCACGGGCUUGCGUAAAAGUAUUGCUUCUAUGGAACAUGCUAUCGGCUACUUCGAUGGUGCUCGACUCGAGUCGUAUGCGGAGCAGUUGGUGAAGCAGAAAAACAAACUCGCAGCGUUGUUGGAAUACCCGACGACGAAUAACCCGCUUCUCGCGACAGAGGAGGACCAACGCGAGCCGAACGCUAAGAGACCGACCAAUGUGUCGCUGUUGCAGGGCGCAGUCAAUGCGCACGAGAUAGCACCUACUUUGAUGACCCGCGUGGCAUCGCCCAGGGGUCCGUUAUUAUUGGAGUCUCCAUGCUAUGGUGCUUCAUCAGGGGCUCUGCCUUUGCAGACAUCGCCAACGUGGCUUCCACCCAUCGAAUUGAGCUACACACCUCAGUAUCAAGACCUCUGUUUUCCGUCAACGCUGAAGCAAUCUCAUCGAGAACUUUAUCCUACUACGAACUUCUGUCCGCCCGAUGUUAGCAAUAAUGGUUUGGCACCGACCAUUCACUUGCCUCCAUUACGACCAGAGCCAAGAGGUGUGCUGCCACCCAUUUCGUCACUUGUAGGUGGCAACAGCUACAUCAGUUCAUCCGCCAUGCCAACGGAAAGCUGGUGA
Molecule: messenger RNA, 756 nt
Organism: Peronospora farinosa
Lineage: Eukaryota; Oomycota; Peronosporomycetes; Peronosporales; Peronosporaceae
Source: the annotation of a GenBank genome assembly